Molecule: messenger RNA, 1308 nt
Organism: Schistocerca gregaria
Lineage: Eukaryota; Metazoa; Arthropoda; Insecta; Orthoptera; Acrididae
Exons: 6
Coding region: 147-1094 (315 amino acids)
Cellular component (GO): cytosol
Source: RefSeq, a predicted model, not a curated record
AAUGAUCUCAAUCAAUGACUGCAGUUUAAACACCGUCACAUUCGCAAAUUCACGGAUCACUUCUGGUAAACUUUCACGGAGUGUUUUUUAUCUCUGAAGCGGCGCGAGGAAUCGGAUUUUUUACAGGUGGCAGAGGGCGAGUCGCGAUGUGCCACUGCGAGAAGAGGAUCGUGCAGCUGCGGGAGAAGCUGUCUCUCCUGCAGGACUCGUGGGCCGAGCAGCAACAGCACCUGGACAGGGUGCAGCUGCAGGUGCAGCACCUGCGGUCGCAGCUGCAGGUGCAGGGCCAGUUCUGCGUGUCGGUGGGCACGGUGCUGACGGAGCUGCUGUGGAAGGCCACCAAGAGCCAGGAGGUGGUCGACGUGAUGGUGCAGUCGCCGCACGCCGACCAGUUCCUCGACAUCGCCGACAACACGCUAGAGGCGUUCUUGGAGGCGUACGCGGACAGCGAGCCGGCGCAGUCUGCGGAGGAGUGCCGGUUCGUGGCGGCGCUGCUCGGCACGCUGGCCAACGUGGCGGCGGCGGACGCCGGCCGGCGCUUCCUGUCCGCGGGCCGCGACCCCCGCGGGCUGGCCGUGCUGCGGCGCCUGGUGCACGCGCUGCCGCGGCUGCCCGCCGGCGCCGUGGGCGCCGCGCUGCGCAGGCUCAUCUUCAUGGCGCUCUACAACCUCGCCAUCGGCGUCGACGGGCUCCACCUCAUACACAAGGAGUGCCGGCAGGAGCUGCUGCCAUCACUGCAGGUGAGCGAAUCGUGGAGCCCCGAGGCCCGUGAGUUGGGCCUGCGGCUGCUGCAGGCACUCACCUUUGAGAUGGCCAACCAUCACGUGCUCGCCGACUUCCUGCGUGCCGUGCCCCUCCAGUUUCUCGCUGAGCAGGCUGCCGGGCCAGACAACCAGUUCAAGCUGCUCGCCCAGCAGGUUCUUGACAAUUUGGAAAGAGCCACCAUACGGUUUAGAGGAGGAAUCCCUGGUGGCAGAUGUCGCAAGUUGGUCCCGUAUGACAGAUGUCUUUUUGUGAAAGAGGGUGAGAGGCUUCUGUCUAAUCCUGUAGAUGAACCAUGGCCCUGUCAGCCCAAGAAAUGUAGUCGUCGAUGAGAUGUCCCUCAAAACACUGUCACAUUCAACUGCUACUGUAACUGUAAAUAAGUAAAUUAAUUUGGUAUUGUAAUGAUGAUUGUUGUUCCAAAGCCUAAUAUUGACUGAAACUUUCUUACAUGUUUAUAUUUGAUUACUCUUACUUAGAGAAUAUGUAUUCUCAGGAGAGAGUUGCAUACAUUACCAGAAAAUAUAAUUAAACUACUACACUGUU